Messenger RNA from Homarus americanus (American lobster), 657 nucleotides. RefSeq names its product histidine-rich protein PFHRP-II-like. Lineage: Eukaryota; Metazoa; Arthropoda; Malacostraca; Decapoda; Nephropidae. Bases 1 to 657 code for a protein of 218 amino acids. The record is from RefSeq and is a predicted model, not a curated record. The transcript is spliced from 3 exons.
AUGUGUACUGUACGUGCUUGCUUGCGGGAGGACGUGCGGGUGCGGGAGGACAUGCGGGUGCGGGAGGACAUGCGGCACGACUACCAUCACUGUGAGGACAAGCACGACUACCAUCACUGUGAGGACAAGAACGACUACCAUCACUGUGAGGACAAGCACGACUACCAUCACUGUGAGGACAAGCACGACUACCAUCACUGUGAGGACAAGCACGACUACCAUCACUGUGAGGACAAGCACGACUACCAUCACUGUGAGGACAAGCACGACUACCAUCACUGUGAGGACAAGCACGACUACCAUCACUGUGAGGACAAGCACGACUACCAUCACUGUGAGGACAAGCGACUACCAUUUACCAACGACUACCAUCACUGUGAGGACAAGCACGACUACCAUCACUGUGAGGACAAGCACGACUACCAUCACUGUGAGGACAAGCACGACUACCAUCACUGUGAGGACAAGCACGACUACCAUCACUGUGAGGACAAGCACGACUACCAUCACUGUGAGGACAAGAACGACUACCAUCACUGUGAGGACAAGCACGACUACCAUCACUGUGAGGACAAGCACGACUACCAUCACUGUGAGGACAAGAACGACUACCAUCACUGUGAGGACAAGCACGACUACCAUUAUACCCAGUCUUGA